AUGGGUUCCGAGCCAGGAGACGACCCUGUCCUAUCUAUCAACAAAGAGCCAUUACAGCUCAACAUCGCACCGUUCCAAAACGACCAUGGUCACUUGGACUUACUUUCCGAGCCCAAAGUUCGUCGAACUACCACCCCGUGCCUGGUUCAGCCAGGCUACGGUGGCAGCCCGCGAGGGCAUAUGAGCACUCGCGCCGGUCAUCCGCCCGGUACCCUUCUGUGGGUUCGCGAAUCCGGACCCAGUUGCGGGAGGCCAUUUUGGUCACUCGCGCUGGGGCUCGGCUCCCUGCCGGUCAGGAGUAUGGAGACUCCCGCGAUCCUUCUGUUCGUUGACGUUCGCGUUUUACCAAGCAUGCAUAAGUUUGCAUUAGAAACCCACACUACCAAACGCCAGGUGCCGCUGCCCUCCCAAUCUGAGGCCAAGCAGGAUGCUCAAAAAUUGAUUCCUGUUUCCUCUGCAAACUUCGAAGAUGGCAAUGGCACUUGGCGAAACUAUGCCCAAUUCCAUCUGAGAAUCAUAGAGGCUGAUGGAAACCCCACCAGCGCAUUUCUCCCGGAAACAUGGCUACGGAAGGCGACUGGUGUGAACGUUCGCGUAAAGUUUCGAGGAGCUAAAGUUGCCGUCCCCUUGACAGACGCCUGGGUGGUUUCUCUCCUGUUAGACACCAGGGCAACUCCUUCGAAGCGUGGGGCUACAUGGAAACACGAUUUUGACGCGAAUGGUUACCCAAAGCAGACGCAUCCCGCGCGGUGA
This is a messenger RNA of Aspergillus steynii IBT 23096, 753 nucleotides long. RefSeq lists its product as uncharacterized. The record is from RefSeq and is a predicted model, not a curated record. Lineage: Eukaryota; Fungi; Ascomycota; Eurotiomycetes; Eurotiales; Aspergillaceae. The transcript has 2 exons. Bases 1 to 753 code for a protein of 250 amino acids.